Molecule: messenger RNA, 1420 nt
Organism: Drosophila grimshawi
Lineage: Eukaryota; Metazoa; Arthropoda; Insecta; Diptera; Drosophilidae
Gene: Gint3
Product: UBX domain-containing protein 6
Exons: 4
Coding region: 9-1343 (444 amino acids)
Cellular component (GO): cytoplasm
Molecular function (GO): protein binding
Source: RefSeq, a predicted model, not a curated record
AUCUAAGCAUGUCGAAAAUCAAGCGUUACUUUUCCAAAAAGAAGGAGGAGGCCGCCUUUAAGUUAAGAAUCGGGCGUGGCAUGGGCGAGGGGCAUAAGCUGAAUGCACCCAAGUCGGAGGCAUCGACAAGCGGCUCGAGGCAGAGCAAAUUUGAGGCAUAUGUGCCGCCCAAGCGAAAUGAGUUGAGCAACGAGGCGCGUGCCGCUGCAGCUGCCGCCUUGUCGCGCAUCGAUCGCAAGGAUUCGCGAGAGUUCAACACGUCGCUGGCAGCGAUCAAGGCGCAGGCGAAACGCGAACUGGAAGCGGAACGCCGCCAGAAGGAGGAACUGCUCUCCAGUGCAAGUGGUUCGACGUCUGCCAGCUCUUCAACAGGUGGCAGCAGUGGCGAGAACAAGAAUCUCGCCUGUCGGGGCGUCUUUUUUCGGUGUCCGCUUAUCGGCGAGGAGGUGCUGCCCAAGAAGGAGUGGAAGAUUAAAAUCAAGGAGUUUCUCUACCAGCAGCUGGAGGCCGAACGUGGCCUGACCGCCUGUUUGAUCAUCCAGAACUGUAAUGUUAAGGAGCGGGCAGACGAUUGCACUGCUACAUUGACCAAGUAUCUGGAGAACAUCAUUAAGAAUCCUGAGGAGGAGAAGUUCUGCAAGAUACGCAUGACCAAUAAGAUCUUUAGCGACAAGGUGCGCUACGUUGAUGGUGCCUUGGAUGUGCUCCAUGCCGCUGGCUUCAGUGAAGUGCAAAUCGAUGAUGAACCCUUCCUCUUGUGGAGCAGUGAGCAAAUGGAAGAGGGUCUCGACUUGGCCACAUUGGUGGACGCACUUAAGAACUCCGAGCCCAUACAUCUGGAGCUGGAUCGCAAUAUUAAAGUGUUGUUGCCAUCGCAGGCGCGUCGCGUCGUGCUGCCCGAUGAUUUCUAUCGCAUCUCGCCGGAGGAGAUUAAACGGGAGCAACAGCUGCGCGCCGAGGCCAUCGAGAGCUCCCAAAUGCUGAAGACCAAGGCGAUGCGAGAGCGCGAGGAGCAACGUAAUUUACGCAUGUAUCGCUACUCCCUGGUCCGGGUCAAGUUCCCCAAUGGUCUCCUUAUACAGGGCACCUUCAACGUUUACGAGAAGAUCGCCGAUGUAUUUGAAUUUGUGCAAUCUUGUCUGGCGGAUGAAACGCUUGAAUUUAAUCUGAUCGCCAGCAGCGAAGGCAAAUUUAACGAGGAGGACAUGGAAAAGACCUUAUACGACUGCAAACUCAUUCCAAAUGUUCUACUAAUUUUUGCUGUUCCAGCGAUUCCAUCUUCGGGCGCAGUUGAUGUAAAUUUCUUGAAGGAGGAUUUGCUGAUGCUGGUCCAGUCCAUGUAGAGAUCCCUUAUAUAAUCGUUUUUCUAUUCAACAGACGAUAAAGCAUAAAGGCGGCGCACUAUGUCCACCCGAUUUAA